Molecule: messenger RNA, 1303 nt
Organism: Quercus lobata
Lineage: Eukaryota; Viridiplantae; Streptophyta; Magnoliopsida; Fagales; Fagaceae
Gene: TIC20-I
Product: translocon at the inner envelope membrane of chloroplasts 20
Exons: 4
Coding region: 299-1096 (265 amino acids)
Source: RefSeq, a predicted model, not a curated record
ACAGAGAUAGGGCUCUCACUGGAACCAAGACGAUGAAACCAACAAUGACUUCAGAGUAGAACUGCAAGGAAGCUUGAGUUCGUGGAGCUCAUAUUCUAGUUGAACCAUGUUUCUCAGAUCUCUCAUAAAGCAUUUAGGCCUUUGAGGCUAUUGUUUCCUUGAGGCGUGGUUUGAGCCCUGGUGCAGAGCUUGGUAGUAGUCUUACUCUGGGAAGAAAACGUCCAGAAAGCAAUCAGGGAAGCUGUGGGUGUGGGUGUGCUUGUUGACCUUGCUGUAUAAUUUGAUUAGGUACUUCACCAUGAUACUAAACGGGUGCACAAUGCCCUCUGGGCGUGAUUUUAUGAGUUCCAGGUUGUCUAAGACCACCAUAGCUAGUGGCUCAUUUUUCACAUGCAGUCCUUGUUUGCCUGCCAGAGCCACCUUCUCAAGCAUAAGUUCACGGGGAUCUCAUCAAGAGGGUAAGCCACUCUUGCACCUCUCAGCUGCAUCAACCCAACUUUUAAGUGGGGAUCAGGGUAGCCUUCUACGCACAAUCCCCUUGUUACCAAGGCGACACAAAUCUCGUAUGACUCCUCAGGCAUCCAAGGAUGUUCCAUACAGUUUCCGUUUCCCUCCAAUGACCAAGAAGCCAAGAUGGUGGUGGAGGACAUUGGCAUGCCUCCCCUAUUUAAUGCCUCUCCAUGAGACAUGGAUGUAUGCUGAGACAGCAUAUCACCUGCACCCCUUCUUGGAAGACUUUGAAUUCUUAACGUACCCAUUUCUUGGAGCCAUUGGGCGGUUGCCAAGCUGGUUCUUGAUGGCAUACUUUUUUGUAGCAUAUCUUGGAAUUGUGAGAAGAAAGGAAUGGCCUCACUUCUUCAGAUUUCAUGUGGUGAUGGGUAUGUUGUUGGAGAUUGCAUUGCAGGUGAUAGGGACUGUGAGCCGCUGGAUGCCACUUGCUUUCUACUGGGGUAAAGUGGGGAUGCACUUUUGGACAGCCGUGGCAUUUGCUUAUCUUUUCACAGUUUUGGAGAGCAUACGUUGUGCUCUUGCUGGUAUGUAUGCUGACAUCCCUUUUGUCUGCGAUGCUGCAUAUAUUCAAAUUCCAUAUGAUUAAGGAGGGAAAGCGUGAGAGGGGAUCUGUCUACCUUUCCAUUUUGUUGGCGUUUGUUGUAUGACAGAAUACAGACUUUGUGAGCAGAACUACUUUUGGUUGUUAAAAAGUUGCCUAGCUUAAAUUUCCUUAAUUGGAUGAGUUAUGUUUGUACUGAAUUAGGAUCCUCUUUCUAAUUGUUAAUUGUAUAGCUUUGGUAUGUUAAUUUCA